UCGGAAGUCGUGGAGACGAGAGGAGGGCCGUCGCCGAUCUGCGAUGGAGAACAAACGCGAAGGAGAGCAUGAAGACGAAGUCGAGAGCAAGAUGGUGGUGUACCAAGCUGAGGCGAAGCGUGGCGGUGACUCCGACGCGGAAGAGGACGACGACACCGCGCCUGGCGCGCCGUCACCGGACGUCAUUGCAUUGCGCGAAGGCUACAAUCAAACGUACGUGAUUCAGUCAAGCUCAACGCAUUUGCAUGAAGUCCUCUUUCGCUGUGGAAACUGGUGCUACACGGGUAAAGUCGACCUCGGUGACUCGGAGAUUACGCUGAGCGACCUCCCGCUCGUCAUCCCUGCGCUGCAGAAGCAACAAGGGUCAUUGCAGUUUCUCUGCGAGUGGAAGCAAAUUCCGUCGACGUCGCCGUACGCUGUGCCGAUGGAGACGCUGUAUGAUGCGUUCGACUUCAUCGGGACCGAGUUGGCCUCCAAGAGUAUCGAGAAGAAGCUGAUGAAAGCUGCACAGGAGAACGCAUGGGUCGACGACGAUGGCGCGACCGACGGAAAAAACUUUUUCGAGCUCGAAACGGGUGGUUUUGAUUGCUUUGACGGCAUUGACUUGGUCGCGAGCAAAACGUUUGUGCGCGGCCUCGUGCUCUUGGUCAUAUACUACCGCCGCAGCUUCUACGUGGUGCUUCAAGAAGGUGACGGCGAGCAACCGCUGCUAGACGUUCGUUUCCCGGACCUGUCGCAGCACCUCCAAGGCGUGCACCUACGCCAUUACCAGGAGAACUUUAUGAACAUGAAGAAGCUCGUGUUGUGGCAAGCCAUGCCGGCUGACUUGGCAAGUAAGUCGCCGCCCAAAUCGUUUCAAAUGCAAGUCAAGGACGUAUCUGGCUCCGGGUACAACCAAACGUUCCUUAUCCAGCGCACGCAGCCACUCGAAGGCCAUCCAGAAAGCAAGCUCCGCGAAGUGCUCUUCCGCUUUGGCAGCUGGUGCUACAAUGGUCAUGUGGACUUGGGGCCGAAGCUCGAGCUGUCGGACAUCCCCAUUGUCAUUCCCAUGCUUCGCCGUCAGCAGAGCGCGCUGACCUUCAUGUGUGAAGUCACCAAGAUGCCUGCGACGUCGCUGUUUACGGCCACGAUGGAGUACAUUUCGUCAAUUGUGCCUGCGAUUCAGCAAGAGUUGGCUGCGUCCGAGGAAGUGUUGGCGCACAUGGCACGCAAAGGCCAAGAAGACAUCGGUCGGUGGCUCGACGACAACGGCGCCGAAUGCUUCUUUGAACUCUCAAUGGAACCGUCGCCAUUUCUCAAGCACGUCGAAGCGAUUGCGUGCAAAGUGUACACGGGGGCACUCGUGCUGAUCGUGCUGUACUACGACAACGCGUUCUUCGUCCACAUCGAAGACGGCCAAGACGAACAGCCCCUCCUCGACACGCGGUUUCCAGACGUGACGUGCCACAAGAACGGAUUCCAGGUCAAGACGUACCGCAAGGGCGUGCCAGGAUUUGCCAACUUGCGCAAGCUCACGUUGUGGAAGGUUAAGUACAACGACGCGGACGACGACGAGCGAAUGCCGGAAACGAUGGCAAUCAUCGCGGACAAGGAAAAGCAGCAGGCUGAGGCGAAGAAGGCGGCGAGCGACGCCAAGGCGAGUUCGCCAGGCCGCAAAGUCAACAUGCCCCACCACAUCGCCCCGUUGAAAGCCAGUGCGAACCUCAAGUCCAAGCUCCAGGAUCUCGGACCGCUCGACAAGUCGGCACUCAAGGCGCCAUGGGACGAAUCCGGCCGACCUCUCGGCCAAGCUGCCGCACGCAAGUGAUGGCAAAGACUCGUCGGAGGUGUUUGCAAUCGAUUUAUACGUUAACCUACGGUAGUCGCAUCCA
Aphanomyces invadans is the source of this 1871-nucleotide messenger RNA. RefSeq lists its product as hypothetical. Bases 44 to 1807 code for a protein of 587 amino acids. NCBI's taxonomy places the organism in Eukaryota, Oomycota, Saprolegniomycetes, Saprolegniales, Verrucalvaceae. The record is from RefSeq and is a predicted model, not a curated record. The transcript is spliced from 6 exons.